CAAAGUUUUCAGGGAGUGGGAAGAGAGGUUCCUACUCGCAGUACGCGCACCCGGCGCACCAUUAACAAAUUUGUCAUUGACCGCGUUAUCAGUUGGAAAGUGUACCAUUCUGAUAGAAUUUUACACAAAAUUCGGUUUUACCUUACGUUCAGGUUGUCGGUUCAUUAAUAAUUAAUUGCAGCAAAAUGUCGAAAGACGUGCCUCCACCAUACAUGUCUGGGCCUCCACCAGGAUUUAACCCUGGUGCUCCUGCAGGCCACUAUGCUCCAGGCCAAUAUCCACCUCCACCCACUACAUCUGACCAAAUUAAUGAACAUCAAACAGUGAUCGUGACUCACACUGCAUUAGUUCUGGGCCCGGAACCAACACGAACCGUCUGCCCUCACUGCCAUGCCAACAUCGUCAGCACUAUGGAAGUUGAAGCUAAUACGAAAACGCACUUGUUUGCACUAAUUCUUUGCCUUUUUGGCUGCUGGCCCUGCUGCUGUAUUCCGUACUGUAUGGAUUCGUGCCAGAGCAAAAAGCAUUUUUGUCCAAAUUGCCGCGCCUAUCUGGGCGUUUUUUCGGAUUAGAAAACGAGCAAAAUGUGAGAAAGGCGGUUUGGCCGCUAUUUAACCAAAGAGCUGAAGCCUCGACCAAUUUCAAGUAUUCUUAUUAUAUACACAAUGUAUUUAUGUAACCGUUUGUUGUUAGUUUCUUUUUGUCAAACUAGUUCUAAGUGUUAAUUGCCAAUUUCAGAAUAAUUUUUGAUUUUUCGUUGGUUUGACUGUUUACCAAUGACCAUUUCUAAGUUAGUUAGGAGUUUAGCUUUGAAAUUAAUGCAUUUAAUGACUUAAUUACAUUUGUGAGUAGAAA
Dendroctonus ponderosae (mountain pine beetle) is the source of this 855-nucleotide messenger RNA. RefSeq names its product lipopolysaccharide-induced tumor necrosis factor-alpha factor. Gene Ontology annotation, molecular function: zinc ion binding. The record is from RefSeq and is a predicted model, not a curated record. Bases 186 to 572 code for a protein of 128 amino acids. The transcript is spliced from 4 exons. NCBI's taxonomy places the organism in Eukaryota, Metazoa, Arthropoda, Insecta, Coleoptera, Curculionidae.